Molecule: messenger RNA, 2986 nt
Organism: Branchiostoma belcheri (Belcher's lancelet)
Lineage: Eukaryota; Metazoa; Chordata; Leptocardii; Amphioxiformes; Branchiostomatidae
Product: 25S rRNA (cytosine-C(5))-methyltransferase nop2-like
Exons: 16
Coding region: 135-2354 (739 amino acids)
Biological process (GO): rRNA base methylation; maturation of LSU-rRNA
Cellular component (GO): nucleolus
Molecular function (GO): RNA binding; rRNA (cytosine-C5-)-methyltransferase activity
Source: RefSeq, a predicted model, not a curated record
GCGUGUAUGCGACGCCCUCAUCACUAACAAGCUGGUACACGUGCCGUGUCGACUGCUAGCUGCUGUAGUUUUUCGUCUGCAGACCGAGUUUUGGCGGCUUUUCUCCGAUCUUGAGGACCAAAUCGUGCCCAGCCAUGGGUCGGAAGAGACCAGACCCUUCCGAGGCCCAGAAAAAAGGUCCCGGGAGGAAGGCGAGGAAACAGAAACCACCACAGAUGCCGCGUCAACUGCUGCAGCAGGACAGUGGAUCUAAGAUACUAUCGAGCCGACAAAAGCAAAGAUUGGCCAAAAGGAUGCAGAAGGCAGUCAACAAGGGGGCUGCUAAGGCAGCACAGAAGAAGGUACCAGUAACACUGGGACUGUCACAAGGACAGAAGAGGCCACGUAGUGGGUCUGUCAGUGACAGUGAUGAAUGGAACAGUGAUAUUGAAGAGGAGGAGGAGGAAGAUGAGGAGGAGGAGGAAGACAGUGAGGAGGAGGAUGAUGUAGAAGAGGAGGAGGAAGAAGAAGAGGAAGAUGAGGAUGGAGAGGAAGAGGAUGAGGAGGAAGAAGAAGAUGAGGAUGAGGAAGAUGAUGAUGAUGAGGAUGAAGAUCCUGCGUCAGGCUUUACUGAUGAGAACAAGUCCUGGCUCCGUCUUGCAGGGAAGAAGAAGAAACUGGACUUGGAUGAUGAAAGUUCGGAUGAUGACAUGCCAGCAGAUGAGUUUCUUGAUGAUGAAGAUGGCUCAGAGGGAGAAGAAGAUGAAGAUGACUCAGACAACUCUGACAGCAGCGAUGAUGAUGGUGAUGAUGAUGAUGGAGAAGAGCAAGAGGAAGAUGAAGCCUUACUGCCCAUAGAAAAGGCUGCCAAGAAACUGAAAAAGAAGCAACAGAGAGAAGAGAAACUAGGAGAGGAGGAACUUCGCACCAACAUCGCGGAAGCUGAGACAUUUGUUCUGCCCAGUGGCCAGGAGAUUGAGAAGGAAAGUGUGCAGCCCCCAGACCUGACCAUGAUCCACAUGCGCAUCAAGGAAAACAUGGCUGUUCUAGCAGACUUCAACAACAAACGGAAAGACGAAAGGCCCCGUAAGGAGUAUGUCCAGCUCCUACAGAAGGACCUGUGUUUGUACUACAGCUACAACGAAUACCUCAUGGAGAAAAUCAUGCAGCUUUUUCCACUAGCUGAGGUGAUAGAGUUCCUGGAGGCGUGUGAGGUAGACCGUCCCGUGACCAUCAGGACCAACACCCUGAAGACUCGCAGACGGGACCUGGCCCAGGCCCUCAUCAACAGGGGAGUCAACCUGGACCCUGUCGGGAAGUGGUCUAAAGUAGGACUGGUGGUGUACGACUCUGCUGUGCCCAUCGGUGCGACUCCUGAGUACCUGGCAGGCCACUACAUCCUGCAGGGUGCAGCCAGCUUCCUGCCCGUCAUGGCGCUGGCUCCGCAGGAGAAGGAGAAGGUUCUGGACAUGUGCUCAGCUCCAGGGGGGAAGACUACUUAUAUCGCUCAACUGAUGAAGAACACAGGGAUGUUGUUUGCCAAUGAUGUGAACAAAGACAGAGUGAAGGCCAUCGUGGGGAACCUACAUCGUCUGGGGGUAACCAACACUGUUGUCAGCUGUCACGACGGGAGACAUUUCCCAAAGGUGAUUGGUGGAUUUGACCGUGUACUGUUGGAUGCACCAUGUACAGGAACAGGAGUCAUCUCCAAAGACCCUUCCAUCAAAACUAACAAGGAUGAUGCCGAUAUCAAGCGCCAUGCCCACCUGCAGAAGGAACUCAUCCUGGCAGCCAUCGACUCCUGUGAUGCAAAGUCGACUUCUGGUGGCUACAUUGUGUACUGCACCUGCUCUGUCAUGAUUGAGGAGAAUGAGUGGGUGGUCGACUAUGCACUGAAGAAGAGGAACGUCAAACUAGUGCCGACAGGACUGGACUUUGGCAAGGAGGGAUUCACAAAGUUCCGUGAAUACAGGCUCCACCCGACACUGAAGCUGACCCGGCGGUUCUACCCACACACACACAACAUGGAGGGAUUCUUCGUCGCAAAGCUCAAGAAAUUCUCCAACGCUAUCCCAGGACAAGAACCCAAGGCAAAGGAAGGAGAAGAAAACAGUGAGACAACUGCUAAGACAACUUCUGAACCAUCUACAGAACCUCCCAAGUCAUCAGCUUCUCCUCAGAAGAGCCCUACUCAACCCACUUCACCAUCCAACAAAUCCAAGAAAAAACGCUUCUUCUUUAAAAACAAGAAGUCUGGAAAGUCUCCUGAUCUUCCCAAAGCCAAGACGUUCAAAGGGCAGCAGAAACCCAGCCCGGGAAAAAGAAGAAAAGUCAAACAGAGCCCCGGGAACAAGAAGAAACAAAAGAAGGAGUAGACGUAGCCAUUUGAAGAUGUGAUUUUAUAUAUGAACCUGUACCAUACAUUGAGUAGAAUGUUAUAACAACUAGCAAAAGUGACAAAAGAUACAAAAUAUGGUUCAGUGUACGUAAUUAUCUUGAUGCAUUUGUUUUUUUGUACAUUACACCUGGAACCGUGUAGAAAUCAUUACUAAUUUGGCAUGUCAAUAUGGAUAUCAGAAGUACAAUACCUGUCUUCCUGACACCUACUGGAAUUUCAAGUUAUUUGUCUUAUUACUGUAGCAAAGAAAGUGCUACAAUGUGACAUAAGUAUGUCUAUUUCGAAGAAAAUCAUAAAAUGUCUAACCAGCUCCCCAAAACCCAAAAUAGGGAUGAAAAGGCCUUCCUAGCUUAUCCCCCAUGUAUCAAGAAACAAGCAAAAUGCAACAUUAUAUAUGUACAUUCCUUCCUAAGUCUGUAUACAUUCUCCUUUGGGAAGUCUUACACAAUGUCAUCCUAACUAGUCACUGACAGAAGGUAGUGGAUGCUACUUUAAACAUCUAGCAGUUUUCAAAAUGUAUCCAAUUGCUUGAUUAACUGUUUCCUUCUGCACAAUGUCAUUCUCUGUAGUUUAUUACUAGUACCUAUUUACAUUCAUAAGGAAGUUGUG